AGCAGCAGUUAGUCAGCCAUUGGCUAGCGUGAGCCUGAGCAUCCUUCUAGAAAAAUACCACUGAAAGUGAAAGACUGCUUGCACACAUUUAACGCUAAAUCCGACACAGGAAAUCUCUUUGAAGACAAAGAGUAUAAAGAUGCCUUCAGCGAUGGUUGGCAACAAUGCUGUCCAGUCUGCCUCUCCAGACCUGGGAAAUGGAAGUAAUAAUGAAGCCAUGAAACAGAUUCUUGCUGUGAUUGACAAGAAGGUUCGCAAUAUGGAAAAGAAAAAGUCUAAACUGGAUGACGUUCAAGCAAGGAAGAGUAAGGGAGAACAACUGAAUCAGGAUCAGCUGGAGGCCUUGGCAAAGUACCAAGAGAUCGCCCACAACCUGGAAUUUGCUCGAGAGUUGCAGAAAAACUUCAUUGCACUGGGACAAGACAUUCAGAAGGCAGUGAAGAAGACAGCCAGGCGGGAGCAGCUGCAGCGGGAGGAGAUGGAACAGCAGCGGCUGAAGACCGUUCUGGAGCUUCAGUUCUUACUGGACCAGUUGGGGGAUGAGAGCGUCAGGCAGGACCUCAAACGGCCCGAUGCCAGCGGCUCCCCUUUGCUCUCGGACGCUGACCUCACAUCCCUCGAUGAGUUUUACAAACUGGUGGGACCUGAUAGGAACUAUGACAUCAGGUUGACUGAACAAUAUGAAGAGGCCUCAGUACACUUGUUUGAACUGCUUGAUGGCCGAGACAAGGCUGUGGCAGGGACCACAUACAAGUCACUGAAGGACACUCUGGACAAAGUGCUGCUGAGUGGUUAUUUCGACAGAGCACAACCUCAUCAGAAUGGGAGGUGCGAAGAGGAAGAGGAGCAAGAGGAGCAGACUGCGGUGGAUGACUCUAAUGCUGUGAAGCAGCCAUCCGAACCUGAAGUAGAAUUGGCUUCCGAAAAAUACACUGAGAUAAUUCCAGUGGAAACUACAGAGUUUGUCAACAGACAGUUCAUUCCAGAAACUACGUACAGUAGUACAGACGAUGACCAAGUGGAGAAGUGGGCGGAGGAGGCCCAGAUGGUGAAUUCCCUCCAGCACCAGCCCCCUGCCCAGCUGGCUGCAGAACCAACCGAUGCUGAGGACCAUGGCAGUCCCCCCCCAGCUGCUGACCCCGUGGUCAGGAAGCAGGUAGUGCAGGAUCUCAUGGCCCAACUGCAAGGAACGUACAACUUCAUGCAGGAGUCCAUUUUGGAGUUUGACGGCCAGGCACUGGACCCAGCCAUUGUGGCUGCGCAGCCGAUGAAGCCUGCGCAGACUGUUGACAUGCAGCAGAUGGGCUGCCCUCCUGCCCACUCAGAGUCCAGACUUCCUCAAACAAGUGCAGUGUCUGGACCGCAGGAAACCUCACAAGCCUCGAUCUGUGUGUCAUCUGAACAGUCCCCCUCCCCAUGUUCCCUGUCCUCUGCUUUCCCACCUGUCUCCAAACCCACCCACACUGGAGGCAUCAAUGUCAACGCCGCUCCCUUCCAGUCAGUGCAAGCGGUAUUUAAUCUGAAUGCACCCAUUCCUCCGGCUACUGAAGGCCAAGCAGAGCCUCUGAAGCAGCCCGGUCAGUUCCCUGGGGGCUAUGGGCAGGGCUUCAGCGUUCAGUCAGAGAGUGCUGUGGUGCAGCCGGACGUCCCACAGGAGACAUUACAGUCAGUUGGUGGCUUCCAGCCACAAGAACAGGUCAUGCCCUCAGCCGGAGGUCAUGAAGAGUCCGCUCCAGGCGCAGGGUUUGGACAGUCGGGACAGUCCUUUUAUAAUAGCAGGGGUGUGCCCAGGGGGGGGCCCAGGAAUGGCCGUGGUAUGAUCAACGGAUACCGAGGAUCUUCCAAUGGAUUUAGAGGGGGAUAUGAAGGAUACCGUGCUCCUUUCUCAAAUGCUCCCACCACCGGUUACAGUCAAACCCAAUUUAACGCGCCUCGGGACUAUUCCAAUAACACCUACCAACGGGAGGGAUAUCAGCAAAACUACAAGCGGGGAGCAGCCCAAGGACCCCGAGGCUUGUCUAGAGGAAAUGCUACAGCAUUGAGAUCCUAAAGGAUCCUGAGGACCGUCAAGUCGCGCCACGUUUAACAUUCAGGAUUUUGAAUGUGUUCGCCCCAGUUCACUUUUAUAACAAUGUUUUGUUUCUCAUUGGUAAUCUUAUUUUUUUAACUCUUGGCCUACUUAUCAGUCAGCCUGCUUAGGUCAGUCUAGAUCCUCUCCAUGUUCUAACACAAAAUGCUGAACUUCACCACAUGUAGGAUUAUCAGCGAGUCUGUGAUAUAAAACAACAAAUAGAUAUUCCUGUAAACUUGAAAGAUUUCAUUAAUUUAUUUUUUGUACAAAAUAAAUGCAAAAAAUACCCUGCCACUGUCGAUCUGAUUCCAUGACAAUGAUUUUCUUUGCCCUGUGCUGUCAGCCACUUUUCCUCCUCGAUCUCAUAAAUCUCAUUAAGCUUUUUUUUUUUACCCCCGUCACCUCUUUGUACGCUGAUUUGGUUGAGACUGUUUCAAUAAAGUUGUGUUAUAUUACCUUCUGUGGAAGUGAACUGCUUUGCUGUUAUAAAUUAGUUUAUUUUUAUUCUGUCUGAUGUGGUGUUUUCAGUUCACUUGUGCUGGUAAUAAAGGUGUUUUUGGCAAGACCAUCGCUAACUCCAGUACCACUAGACAGUCUUCUACCAUGUGUAUAUCUGAUGCAGAUUUCAUUACUUUUUAAUUUCAUAAAUCUUAGAACAAUUUAACUAAGUGAAUAAUUACUAUGCCUGUUCACUUAAUUAUUCAGCUUUUACUGUAUAUAAACGAUCAAAUGCCGUUUAAGAUGGAUAGAAUAGAUAGGUAUUUACACGGAUAAGCACACUUUGCUUCCAACAUAUUGAAGCUAUUCAUUUUAACAGUGACAUUGCCUUACAUCUUAAAUAGUGUAUGUGUAGAUUAGCCAUACUGAACUGUUUAAAGUUGUACUGCUGGAGUUUCAUGAAGUGAUUAAUCUGUUCACAAACUGAAAGGUCAUAGUUUAUUAUCUAGAUUUGAGAUGUAAAGUAUUAAACAAAAACAGUCUGUCCAUUUUUGCAAAAAAUGAUGCAGUAAUGUCUCAAAGGAAGGCUUGGCACACAGAAAACAAAUGACACCGCACAAAGAGUCAAAGUUGUAUCCCAUAUCUAGAUUGUGGAUGAAGUAGCACCGGACCUAUUUUCUCACUGGAUACAAAUAAAGUGGCAAUAAGUCAACACUUGUUGCCAUGGCCAUUCUUCCAGCAAAAAGAAACCACAACACUACAUGUACAAAGCAACCUUGAUAACGCACCAACUACAAGUACAAACUUAUUUGUGAGAGAAAUAUGACAUGCCAAGUUUGUGAAACACAAAGUAAUAAACAUGUAGUGCCAAACACUAUGUUGUGAGCUAAAAACAAAUUCAGAAGUUUCCAUGAUACCAUUUUAACCGAAAUUACUAGACCAAAAAACAGUGGUAAGAUCAGACUGUGAUAACCGACUCAGAACCGCUUUGUCUUUUUUUAUAUUUAAAUCUACAGGAAACAUUUAAACGAAUCCAGCAGUUGGUUGAAGAAAAUGUGGAUCCUAAAAAUUGUGAUAAUACACAUUAGAGUAAAAGUAUACAACUUUAGCAGCCACAGGGCUUUAUUAAAACAAAUGAUAAAUGUAAUAUUUGUUGAAUGUGAGAUGUUCCUUGCCUAUGCUUAUUAAAAAACAAACUUCUGAUUUCGACACCAAAGUCAGUUGAGUAAACAGCUAACCA
Notothenia coriiceps (black rockcod) is the source of this 3749-nucleotide messenger RNA. Its product is annotated as caprin-1-like. The record is from RefSeq and is a predicted model, not a curated record. NCBI's taxonomy places the organism in Eukaryota, Metazoa, Chordata, Actinopteri, Perciformes, Nototheniidae. Gene Ontology annotation, cellular component: cytoplasm. The transcript is spliced from 17 exons. Gene Ontology annotation, molecular function: RNA binding. Bases 140 to 2050 code for a protein of 636 amino acids.